ACAGAAGCAGUUGGGUUACUCGGCACCAGCAGCGAUGGCGGCCGCCUUGAGAGGAAGCCUGGUAUCAUUGGUCAAGGGCCUGGGAGGUCCCAGGUGGCAGCAGCUGGCCUCCAGACCACUCAGUGUGUCUGCUGGUCUCUGCAGUUCAGAGAACCAGCCAGCUCGCGCUGAUGCCACCUUCAAGGUCACGAUGGUCCCGGGGGACGGGGUGGGACCUGAGCUGAUGACGGCUGUCAAGGACGUCUUUAAGGCAGGUGAUGUUCCUGUUGAAUUUGAGGAGUUCCACCUGAGUGAAGUGCAGAACAUGGCCAGUGAGGACAAACUGGAACAAGUGUUGACCUCAAUGAAGAGCAACAGGGUAGCCAUCAAAGGUAAAAUUCACGCACCCAUGGAGUUCAAAGGGGAGUUGGCUUCAUAUGAGAUGAGACUAAGGCGUAAACUGGACCUGUUUGCUAAUGUGGUUCAUGUGAACAGCCUGCCCGGUUACAGCACUCGCCACAACAACCUGGACCUUGUUAUCAUUCGAGAGCAGACUGAGGGGGAAUACAGCUCCCUGGAGCACGAGAGCGUUUCCGGCGUGAUUGAAUGUUUGAAGAUCAUCACCAGGGAGAAGUCACGGCGCAUCGCUAAGUUUGCCUUUGACUAUGCCACCAAAAAGGGCCGAAACAAGGUUACCGCUGUUCACAAAGCCAACAUCAUGAAAUUAGCUGAUGGACUCUUUCUUCAGAGCUGUGCAGAGGUGGCGCAGUUGUACCCCAAAGUCAAAUAUGAGAACAUAAUCAUCGAUAACUGUUGCAUGCAGCUGGUCCAAAACCCAUACCAGUUUGAUGUGCUGGUGAUGCCCAACCUGUAUGGAAACAUUAUCGAUAACCUGGCAGCAGGGCUGGUCGGAGGGGCAGGAGUCGUUCCAGGAGAAAGCUACAGUGCAGAAUACGCUGUUUUUGAGACUGGUGCACGCCACCCCUUUGCACAAGCCGUAGGGAGGAACAUUGCCAACCCAACGGCCAUGCUGCUCAGUGCUGCCAACAUGCUAAGGCAUCUCAACCUGGAGUAUCACUCCCAAAUGGUGUCAGAUGCUGUCAAGAGGGUCAUCAAACAGGGCAAGGUUCGGACACGUGAUCUUGGCGGGUACUCUACCACUGGCGACUUUGUGCAUGCCGUUGUGGAAAACCUGCGUCACCGACCCGUUUGAUAAGAUGUUCCAUCACACUCCUCACUGACAUUUCCCUCUAUCCGGACCUUGAUCUUAACAUGAACUGAGUGCAUGUUAAGACUCUGCUCCCCUCUACUGUGCUGAAUGACAGCUGUGUCACACUGCGAUGACAUCAAUGGCAUCCUUAAUGUUCAUGGUUUAUACCGGAUUUGCUAAUUGAUCCAGUGGAAGCAGCAGUGACAUGCACUGUUCUUUGCUGAGAGGAUUUCCAUCAAAUUAGCUCAGUCUCCUAUUUUCCUCAUCCUUAUCCUCCAUCGCCAUUGUCCAUCCUCUUUCAAUUUUGCUUUUCCAGUUUGUUCAUGGCUGAUUUGGAUCCAGAUCCCUCCUUCUCAGAGUCCAUUUCAUCUUUUUUGUUGUUGUCAUACCUUAUUAGAAACUGUCUGUCAAACAGCCAGACUGUCUUAUCAGUUCAUAUCGACUAAUGUAGUGAGUGUGCUACCUAAUGUGCAGUGUAAAAAACAACAACGCUACUGAUCAGUUGUGCUGUAACUUCUCUGACCAGCAGUGAGUGACAUCAAUUUACCGUUUCGGUGCUAUAAACCAAAAUAGAUAGCGAAUCUGUUAAAUAAUGUGCAGCAUCCGUGUUUAUCGCACUGACCAGGCGAAACUCUCUGGUGGUUUAUCAUGUUACAUUUCAAUCAUGUUACAUUUCAACAAAUUAGUCUUAUUUCCUAAUAAUCAAAAAAAAAUCUCACUGUAAUAGUUGGUGUCUUAAUUCAUCGUUUGUGGAUCUUAGUCAUCCAUCCAUGUUUCAUUUAUAAAUCGAUAGUGAAAUGCUUAACUCUUGUUCUUAUGUCAUUAACGUAGUCCUUUCUCAGAUUUUUGUUUGUCACACUUUUUUGUUUUGCAUUCCUUUUGAAAGGGUUUGAAAAUGUGGAGGCCAUUUGAAAAGAGCAAAAAAUAUGAAUUUAAUAUCUUUGUAACUGUUUUCUAUAAAUUUCUCAACAUUUCUGGUGGGAGACAGUUUACACCCAUCAGUGUAAGAAAAAAAAAAAAGGUCACGUUCUUUGUGAUUCUUGUGUUUGACUGGUAAAAUAAGGGUCUUAUAACAAUUGCAGGUACUUUGUUCUCAUUCAUCAUUUUCACUCAGAGUACUAUCUGGUUUACAACAGUGGCUUGCAACUUGAAAUUGAAUAAAGAAGAAAACUGAA
Cololabis saira (Pacific saury) is the source of this 2364-nucleotide messenger RNA. It is a transcript of the gene idh3b, whose product is annotated as isocitrate dehydrogenase (NAD(+)) 3 non-catalytic subunit beta. NCBI's taxonomy places the organism in Eukaryota, Metazoa, Chordata, Actinopteri, Beloniformes, Belonidae. Bases 35 to 1192 code for a protein of 385 amino acids. Gene Ontology annotation, molecular function: NAD binding; oxidoreductase activity, acting on the CH-OH group of donors, NAD or NADP as acceptor; magnesium ion binding. The record is from RefSeq and is a predicted model, not a curated record. The transcript has 11 exons. Gene Ontology annotation, cellular component: mitochondrion. Gene Ontology annotation, biological process: tricarboxylic acid cycle; isocitrate metabolic process.